This is a messenger RNA of Paramormyrops kingsleyae, 2668 nucleotides long. The record is from RefSeq and is a predicted model, not a curated record. Lineage: Eukaryota; Metazoa; Chordata; Actinopteri; Osteoglossiformes; Mormyridae.
GGAGGCGAGCUGAAGUCAUGUUCCUGAGUAAGAAAAACAGAUAAUAAUAGCGCAUGAAAUAACCAGAAUAUAUGGGUUGAACUAGUAGCCGUACCUCGUAAUUUAAUCUGACAAUUGUUUAAGAACCUUCCCCAGGACGAGUCGUGCUUGAUCGUUUGGUAGUUUUUGUUUCUUUCUUUUUUAUAUAAUGAGCGAGCUGCGUGUGGGGUUUGCAGUUGAAAGCUUUAAGGGAGUAAGUUACUUCCCACAGAGGGGGCGGGUUUGUGAAACAGUAUUUUAGUAUAAGCACGCGAGGAAGGAAGGUGAUUUCCCGCAGCUGAGAAGGGGGAGAAUGAAAAACGAGGGUCGCUUCGUUUCUGCCUCAUAAUCGCCGGGUCUUCGUGCUACGAGGCUGCCUUUGGGGUCGUGCUAAGGAGGCCCUCUCCGAUAUCUGCGAUCCGGCCACGGGAGUCCUUAAGCCUGUUUGGAAAGUGAAGCGACGCGCUGCAUUCCCAGUUUUCCCAGGAUGGAAGUUAUAAGCCGCUGUCUCCCGGUCUUGCUCGCUGUGGCACAGCUGUUUUUCUUUGAGUCUAGAUCCACUGCUGAUGGCUGUCUUGAGCUCCAUCCUCCCAGAGUGGUGGUGAGACAUGGAGACCCAGUAUCAGUGAACUGCACAGUGUCCACAGAUCACAGAGGGAUGGGCUGGACAGCUCCAGUAGAUGACGUACCUAAUACACCUGAUGUCCAGUUUCUCACUUGGAGGGUGGAAAGUCUGACAAUCUGGGACUUAAGGCCUCUGUGCUAUGCAAACCGUCUAGGAAAACCUCAAUGUAUGCAACGUCUCUCAGUCACUGUGUACAAACCCCCAGACAGUGUUUCUGUCAGUUCUGUGAACUCUACUGACCCCAUGGUGGAGGGGAGUCAGUACCAGCUGAAGUGUGAGAUCCAGAACAUCGCUCCUGUUCAGAACCUCACUGUGAAGUGGUACAAAGGGGACACAUUAGUACAUGAAGACAGAGACUGUGUCAUAGAAGAUGGAAAGUCUGACAGAGAAAAGGAACCUGUGAGUGUGUCCUCCACCCUCCUGAUCACCCCCAGCAGAGCUGAUGAUGGAGCAGAGUACAGCUGUGGGGCAGAACUGGACCUGGGACCAGAAGGACCACAACCCCCCCUUGAAGAGAAAUCGAUGCCCCUCAGGGUCACUGUGCACUAUAAACCCACUAUCAACCAAAUAGACACCCUGCUCCUUGUGUUGCGCGGUAAUUCUGCUGUGUUAAACUGCAGCGCUAAAGGGAAUCCCCCCCCAGAUAUUGUUUGGAUCUUCAAUAACGAGUCAAUAACGCAGAACGGCAUUUACACCAUCUCUGAGACAGAUGAUGGGGGAAAUUAUACCUGCAGGGCAAGUAACUCUGUAGGAAUCCAUGAGGAAACAGUGCGGGUGAUUGUUACAGAGAACUACAUGCCGCUCAUUGCCGGGAUUUUGGUCGUGUUGGUGCUGGCCAUCUCCUUGGCAUUCUGUGUAAUCUACUCCAUCUACUACAAGAACAAAAAGAUGGGCCACUACAGCCUGAAGAAUGUCAAGCUUUGCACCCAAAAUGGCAACGUGGCCCAGAAUGGCAAAGACAACAGCUUACCGAUGACCAGGCUGCCAGAGGAGAAAUUCUGUGCUUAGAGCUUCCAAGGCCUGUUUCACUUCAGGUGGAUUGUUCUCCACGGAUCUGUGACAGACUGCACAGGACUUCACUGAUACACUGCACUGGGUCUGAGACCGCAGCUUAUGGUCUGUUCCUCCUGAGAGAGACCUGCUCCUGUUUUGUGACCUCCUUUCUCCGGAGCCUGUUUGAUAAUUGUCCCACUGGCAAAGCGCUUUCCUGUCCCACAAUAACCCAGGGAUGUCACUUUGGAGCCGGGGCCUGUUCACAUCGCCGUAUUUUUUAAUAGCUGACUUUUAUUCUCGUGUAACAACUUAAAAAUACAAGGGAGAGCAAACAGUAGUGAAGUAAAAAGUGCCAAGCCAGGAGAUGGUACACUUACCCACCAAGUUUGCAAAUUCCACAGCUUGGAGAGUAUAUUUUAUUUUAAAAACUGCCGAAUUUUAUGAAGGAUUGUACAAAGUGUCAUUUUUUUCCCCCCUGAGGCUUCUUUUGAAACCUGUCCUUCUCAUAUGGUCCAGUCUACAGCCUACAUUUCAGGAAGCUUGCUAAGACUCGGAGGUAAUCUGCCUAUACAGUAAUGUUAUGCACUAACUGUUCCAGUCAUACUUGAAAAAUCCCAGGAGAUGUAUGUGUCCGCUAGAUAUAGCGCCUUUCAUUAUAUUUACACUGCAUAGGGUUGCACAUCUAUAAUCGGUGUCCCUUUCCGGUCAGGGUCCCGCUCCCAGCCCAUCCAGCCUAAAUGAUUUCCUUCCACUGAAUCAGGUCACCGUCAGUUCCAGCUCACCUUCCGGGUGUGAACCGUUAACCUAUCCAGCUGUAUUAUCACCGUAGAUUCAAAUAAGCUACUGUCUGUCUACCUGUAUAUUUUCUAGCAAAGACAUGCAGACAGGUGUUACAUAGACCAGAAGCAAAAAGUAUUAAAGUUUGCAAAACAUGUGCCCUUUCAUACUUUUUAGUCAGAAUUUGUAAAAUUGGAUUUGUAACAAGCUAAAAGUGCUAUUUUUGUAAAAAUAAAUACAAAUGUUUUUCAUAAA